AAAAAAGCCAUUUGAAAACUAAAAUUUAUUUUAUAAAUUUAAUUUCGAGCAAAAAAUUUCGAACAAUUUUUUUCCACAAAAAAAAUUCAGUUCAUAUAUACGCCAGUUUUAAUGUUUAAUUUCUGCCAGAGACAAGUGAAAUCUCAAAAUUAAACGUCUGUUUAAAUUCAAAUUUCACCAACCAACCCAACCAUAUUUACGAAUCAACAAAAAAGUGCUUUAAUAAUAGCAAAUCUCAACUAGCUCAAGCUCGGAAAAAUUUAAAUUUGUAUACAGACAUAAAUUUGUAUACAGGCAUAAGUAUGGAAUUAGAAGCUACACCCAAGCAAGUAGGCAUCAAUUCGAUAGAGCCAGGUGCAUACAAUCUUGUUGGCAACAAACGUAUAUUGGCGCCACAACUCGACCAGUUCGAUGACUUUUUGCUUGACAGCUACGCACAGCAUGGACCCACAGUGGGCCGUAGCGCUCUCUCAAUCAUACCGGACGACCUGCUCACCACGACAGGCGACAGUAUUUCUCAACUGAGUACGCCCAGUAAGGGUAUCAGCAUAAGCAACGCCUUAACCGGCUCCUCACUAUCCAACAAUGCGUCUACCUUCAAUACCAAUGAGUUCGAUUUGCGCACACUGAAGCAUCAAUGUUUGCUAGACAUCACAGAUCUGUUGAACAAAUGCUUCUGUAUUUGGCACCGUCCAUCGCGCGAGUCUGUGCCGCGUAGCGAACGAUUGCAUGCCUACCAAUUGGUGUUGUUGAAAUUGCGCGAACAUACACCUUUUGUCACGUUUCGCGACGCCCGCAGCAUAGUGCGGCAAAUGAUUCGAAGCUAUGUGUGUAAGCAAAGACUAGGCGAAGGCGAUAACGCAUCGCGCAGGUCACAUGCAGAUGAAGGCACUAAUGAUCGGCUAGAAGUGGAUCAGCUGGCCACCAUUAAAUCAAAAGCAAUUUUGAAUAGGUUAAGCUUUUUACAGGGAUGCGAUGAAAGUGAUGUGGAGGAGCUCGUCCCCGAUAAACGAUGUGCCUUCUGCAACUUUGGCUUCCACAACACCGAAACCCUUUGGACACAUAUGGUAAGCGCGCAUCUGCCUACACGGACACAGCAAAGUAGUGGCUGUAUUACUAUCGACACUGUGACUACCGAUUCUAAAAUGAAAAGACUAUCUUCGAGUCGCAAACGCACACAUAAACGCACGUCGCGCUUUACAUUCGAUAACGGAACGGCUAGCACGCAGCAAUCAGAUUCGGGCCUAGAGCCUUCUUGCAUAAGACGGAGUCGCCAAAAGCGACGUAGUACGUGUCGAACCGGACAACACGCACGGGGAAAGCAGAAAGUAGGUCAACAAUCCCGCCGGAGGCGAAGUAAGAGCAGUGGAGAAGAUACAAGCGUGGAUUCUCGGGUCUUCGACCUCUACCUCUGCGACUACAGCGAUAAGUUUCUCGAGGAAUUCAUCGAUCUCUACCGUCAGCAGGAGUGUCUCUGGCGACGCAACUUGCGUACAUAUCACAAACGUAAGCUUAAAGAAGCUUCCUACGAUGUGCUCCUUAAAAAGUAUUGCCAAUCGCGCAAAGUUUCCUCUGUAAGCAUCAAUAAGAUUAAAUUACUAAUUCGUCGCAUGCGCAGCUAUUAUGAUCGACUCAAAAAUCCGAAUGCUAACCAGUUUCGCAGCCACAUCUGGAAACGGUUAUCCUUCAUCGAUCAAGGUCGUACGACGCCUAAGCGCAAACGUAGUCGCAGUAAUGACACUGGGAACACCGACUAUGAGUGCAGCACAUGCAGGCGCAAAUUUAAGAUUGCCAAGUCAUACGCUGCGCAUAUACUCAAAACGCAUCCACCCACCGAAUGUCCGACCUGCAGAGAGAAAUUCAACAACGCCGAUGAGCUGGUGCAUCAUCUGUUCUUCCAACAUCACAAAGAUGCGGACUGUCCACUGUGUAAGGAGGGCAAAGAUAUAUGGAAAUCUUCAACGCAUCUCAAAAAGCACUUCUUCGAGCAUCACUGUACCACCUGUACGUCGAUCUUUCGUGAUGUCAACAACUUGCGGCGCCACAGACCCAAGUGUCGCAAAAUAAAUAGAUUCCGUUGUAGACAAUGUACGUCGAAGUUUACCAGCACCUUGGACUUCCGGCGACACGCAAAGGCUAUGCAUCAAGACAAUCAACCAUUCAAGUGUGACCACUGCGAAACCAGCUUCAAAUGUUUAGCGCCUUGGACCAGGCACCGCAAAGUGCACAAACAACCGAAGAAUUACCAUUCAUCGUAGUAGCAAGAAGUGUAUGCAACUCGAGUAACGGGGUGUAGGGAGCUAAUUUGAAUGGUUACGUAUGGUUUUUCCAUGUGUCAAGGAAUUGUUGUAAAAUGGAAUAUUUUAAGUUUAAUUAAAAUUGACUAUUCCUUAAAGGAG
This is a messenger RNA of Anastrepha obliqua, 2399 nucleotides long. Its product is annotated as zinc finger protein 341-like. NCBI's taxonomy places the organism in Eukaryota, Metazoa, Arthropoda, Insecta, Diptera, Tephritidae. Gene Ontology annotation, molecular function: DNA-binding transcription factor activity, RNA polymerase II-specific; RNA polymerase II transcription regulatory region sequence-specific DNA binding. Bases 303 to 2258 code for a protein of 651 amino acids. Gene Ontology annotation, biological process: regulation of transcription by RNA polymerase II. The transcript is spliced from 6 exons. The record is from RefSeq and is a predicted model, not a curated record. Gene Ontology annotation, cellular component: nucleus.